AUGGGUCGUAUGCACAGCAAUGGUAAGGGUAUCUCAUCCUCUGCUUUACCUUACAACAGAAAGCCACAUUCAUGGACCAAGCACUCUGCUGCUGAAGUCUGCCAACAAAUCAUCCUUUUGGCCAAGAGAGGUUACACUCCAUCCCAAAUCGGUGUCUUGUUGAGAGAUUCACACGGUAUUGCCCAAGUUAAGAACAUCACUGGUUCAAAGAUCCUCCGUAUCUUGAAGGUCAACGGUCUCGCCCCAGCCAUCCCAGAAGACUUGUUCCACUUGAUCAAGAAGGCCGUCACCAUCAACAAGCAUUUGCAACGUGCUCACAAGGAUUACGAUGGUAAGUUCAACCUCCGUCUCGUUGAAUCCCGUAUCCAUCGUCUCUCCCGUCCAUACAGAAAGUCUGGUGUCCUCCCACCAAACUGGAAGUACGAAGCCGCCACCGCCUCCACCCUCGUUGCCUAA
Heterostelium album PN500 is the source of this 456-nucleotide messenger RNA. RefSeq names its product uS15 family ribosomal protein (gene rps13). Lineage: Eukaryota; Evosea; Eumycetozoa; Acytosteliales; Acytosteliaceae. The transcript has 2 exons. Gene Ontology annotation, biological process: translation. The coding region runs from base 1 to 456 and encodes 151 amino acids. The record is from RefSeq and is a predicted model, not a curated record. Gene Ontology annotation, cellular component: ribosome; nucleolus; cytosolic small ribosomal subunit. Gene Ontology annotation, molecular function: small ribosomal subunit rRNA binding; structural constituent of ribosome.